Molecule: messenger RNA, 1235 nt
Organism: Dendronephthya gigantea
Lineage: Eukaryota; Metazoa; Cnidaria; Anthozoa; Malacalcyonacea; Nephtheidae
Product: GTP-binding protein Di-Ras2-like
Exons: 1
Coding region: 364-1077 (237 amino acids)
Molecular function (GO): GTPase activity; GTP binding
Source: RefSeq, a predicted model, not a curated record
AAAUUACGUACUCUUGAAAUUUGAGAGGUUUUUUACGAGGAUGUAGUAAAGUUUACGACAUAAAAAUAACUAAUUUUUUUCGAAGAAGUAUUCGUCAAUUUUCGUAUAUUUUUGGACCCUCGUGAAGUACAUAUGAAGUUUAUAGUCGGUGUAAUUAAGACUACUGACGUCACACCGUCUCAUAGCAGCUGCCAUUUCGUCAUGUCGCUUAUUUCAAAGAAAGACCCAGAGCUCGAGCGUUACAAACUGAUGCAACUCAGCCUACAUUUGCGUGGGUAAGCUGCAGUGUAUAUAUAAAGCCGACGGCGUGCCGUUCAGAUCAGUAUAUUGAAUUGAAAAAAGCUGAACAAUUUCUAAAGUGGUAUGGCAGGUAAACGAUUAGGCUUUGCAACGCCACUCACAAUUGCAGUAUUUGGAGCGAAGAAGGUUGGAAAGACGUCAUUAAUUCGUCGUUUUGUCGGUCAGAGCUUUACCAGACAGCAUAAUCCUACCGUUGAAGAUUACUAUGAAGAGGAUAUCAUACGUGGAACACACAGGUGCAGGCAACUGAAAAUUCUGGACACAACAGGUUCAUACGAUUUUCCUGUUAUGCGGCAAAUCGCUAUCUCCAAAGCUGAAGCAUUUAUUCUUGUGUAUUCACUUGACGAUCCAAAGUCAUUCGAGAAAGUGAAAUGGCAUCGACAGGAGAUACUGAAAUACAAAGAAAACGAGAAACGAAAGGUCGCCAUUCUUGUCGUCUGUAACAAAACUGACUUAACUGAUACAGCUAGCUUGGAAGCCAUUGUAAAGAAUUCAAGCAAUGCUGAAUCUUUGCCGUUCUUUGAUGAACUUCAAGCGCAGAAAAAGACAGUCGAUGAAUGGGGAUGUAAACUUAUGUUCACUUCAGCGAAGGUUCGCUGGAAUAUUAACAAAGUUUUUUAUGAACUUGUCGACAUUGAAGAAGAAAGGACUAAUCGGUUGACAGAAGGAAUAACCGAGCAAAGACGGCGAUCAAGCUUGUGGCUUCAGAUAGUGUGUCCGAAUUAUCGCUCCCAGAGACCAAAACAUCUGGUUAGGACAAGAUCAAUGUCGGCAUAACAUAUAUAGAUAUAUGUAUUGUCCCAGUUAUGACUGACAUUUUCGAGCACAAACCUUGUAUUAUAUUUAAUGAAAUUUAAGGUCGAGUAUUAUAUGAUGACUUCAUGAAAAGUUAAAUAAAGAAAGUGUGUAAAUUGUUGAAAAAUUUGUUGUUGAAG